Megalobrama amblycephala (Wuchang bream) is the source of this 2196-nucleotide messenger RNA. RefSeq names its product gastrula zinc finger protein XlCGF57.1-like. The record is from RefSeq and is a predicted model, not a curated record. Lineage: Eukaryota; Metazoa; Chordata; Actinopteri; Cypriniformes; Xenocyprididae. The transcript has 2 exons. Gene Ontology annotation, cellular component: nucleus. The coding region runs from base 455 to 1867 and encodes 470 amino acids.
GUGACAUCGCUAACAGAUUCAGAUUGACCAACAAGAAGCUCCUUUCACCAAUGAGAAACCUGAAACAAACCUUGGACACGCCCAUUACUCCGAGCUGCAGCGCCCCGUUUAUGUUCAGUUUCAGUCAGUGUCGAUCUUCUGAGGUGAGGAGAGCAGUUCACGGUAUUACUUAUAUUUCACAACCAUCAAACACACUUUAUACAGUUUGAUUGAGCGAUGUGUUGUGUGUUCGUUUAAGUUGUUGUUUCUUUGUUUGGGGUGAGAACUUUUACUGAAUGUCAAAAGUCAAAGUUUGAGAUCUGUGAGGGGAAUUGAUGUGAAAAGUGUUGCUGUGGCCAUUUCAUUUCUAUCUUUUGAUUUCUGAAUCUCUUUUUCAGAUCAACUUAGUUGUUUUACAUUAUUAAACUGGAACAGAGACUGCUAAAUACAUCGAGCCUGUAAUGAGUCAGACCUGAUGGAAGAGAGCGAGGAGAGUGAAGAACGGAGUGAAAUGGAGCAGAAACAUCAUGACAAACCUGGAGAAAAACCUUUGAGUCGCUCAAAGACUAAAAAGACAUUUUUAAAGAAAAGAAGAGCCAAGAAAUCUACAACCUGCACUCAGUGUGGAAAGAGUUUCUCAAACAAACAAAAUCUUGAGCGCCACAUGAUGAUCCACACCGGAGAGAUGCCAUUUACAUGUGAUCAAUGCGGAUGGAAAUUCUUAACCAAACAACAGUUUGAGGUUCAUGUAAGAGUUCAUACUGGAGAGAGACCGUUCACAUGUGAUCAAUGCGGGAAGAGCUUUAUGGAUUCAUCAAAACAUAAAAGACACAUGAAAAUCCACACUGGAGAGAAGCCGUACGCAUGUGAUCAAUGUGGGUUUAGUUUCACAGAAUCAGAUAAACUUAAGAGACACAUGAGGAUCCACACUGGAGAGAAGCCGUACGCAUGUGAUCAAUGUGGGAAGAGUUUCACAGAUUCAGGAAACCUUAAGAGUCACAUGAGAAUCCACACUGGAGAAAAGCCUUUCAUGUGUGAACAGUGUGAAAAGAGAUUCUCAACCAAACAUAGUCUUGAGCUUCACAUGAGAAUCCACACUGGAGAGAAACCGUUCACAUGUGAUCAGUGCGGGAAGAGCUUCAAACAUAAAUCAAGUCUUGAGCUUCACAUGAGAGUUCACACUGGAGAGAAGCCAUACAUGUGUUUUCAGUGUGAAAAGAGAUUUGCUCACAGAAAAAAUCUUAAUGCUCACAUGAUGAUCCACACCGAAGAGAAACCGUUCACAUGUGAUCAGUGUGGGAAGAGUUUCAAACAUAAAUCAAGUCUUGAGCUUCACAUGAGAGUUCACACUGGAGAGAAGCCGUUCACAUGUGAUCAAUGCGGCAAAACAUUUCUUAGGUCACCAGAUCUGAAGAUACACCUGACAGUUCAUAUGAAGGAGAAGCCACAUUCAUGUUCUGUGUGUGGAAAGAGUUUUUCACUGCUGUCAUAUUUACAUGCACACCAGAAAAUACACACUGGUGUGAGAGAGUACAUGUGCUUUGAGUGUGAGAAGACUUUUAUUUCAGCGAAACAUUUAAAACGUCACCAGAGAAUUCACACUGGAGAAAAACCUUACAAGUGUUCACACUGUGACAGGAGAUUCAGUGUGUCAUCAUCUCUGAAAACACAUGAGAGAAUUCACACUGGAGAAAAACCUUACAAGUGUUCACAUUGUGACAAGAGAUUCAGUCAGUCAUCAUCUCUGAAAAGACAUGAGAGGAUCCACAGCAGAGAGAAGCCGCACACAUGUGAUCAGUGUGGAAAGAGUUUCGCUAUUAAACGCUCUCUAAAUCUACACAUGAAGAUCCAUGCAGUGGAGAAACCACUUAAUGGAGAAACCACUUAGUUUCCUAACAGCCAUGAUGAGUGACAGGACAUUUUGUUGGUUGAUUGUAGUGCUGGGCGAUCUGAUGAGUUUAUAUCAUGUUAUAUCUUGAAGACGUUUUCAAGAGAAUCAUAGAGAUUGUGAUCUUUUAUAUCUCCAUAAUAAUGUCAAAACUACACCAAUGAAUGCCCAUUAGAUGAUUGUGCUAACUGGCCAACAACUUAAAGGUUUAAUUAAAGCUGCUGUCCGCAGUUUUUCCUCUUUGUCGCCAUCUCUGUUUGAAACAUGCGAUUGCAGUCAUAUGCGGAACAGUUAUCUGUACGUGCGUUGUGCGUCGGCACAGCUCGUCA